Castor canadensis (American beaver) is the source of this 1992-nucleotide messenger RNA. It is a transcript of the gene Denr, whose product is annotated as density regulated re-initiation and release factor. NCBI's taxonomy places the organism in Eukaryota, Metazoa, Chordata, Mammalia, Rodentia, Castoridae. Gene Ontology annotation, molecular function: translation initiation factor activity; mRNA binding. The record is from RefSeq and is a predicted model, not a curated record. Gene Ontology annotation, biological process: translation reinitiation; formation of translation preinitiation complex.
GGUGUAGACGGGCUUUUGGGCGCUCCUGGCCAGGGAAGAGGAGUUGCAUGUGUCGCUUCAGCUGGCGGGAGUGGAGGCGGCGGGGUCUGUGCGACCGCCUGGGUUUGUGAGAUGGCUACUGACAUUUCUGAAUCCAGUGGGGCUGAUUGCAAAGGAGAUCCGAGGAACAGUGCCAAGUUAGAUGCCGAUUACCCACUUCGAGUCCUGUAUUGUGGAGUCUGUUCAUUACCAACAGAGUACUGUGAAUAUAUGCCUGAUGUUGCUAAAUGUAGACAAUGGUUAGAGAAGAAUUUUCCAAAUGAGUUUGCAAAACUCACUGUAGAAAAUUCACCCAAACAAGAAGCUGGAAUUAGUGAAGGUCAAGGAACAGUAGGAGAAGAAGAGGAAAAGAAAAAACAAAAGAGAGGUGGAAGGGGUCAGAUAAAACAGAAAAAGAAGACCGUACCACAAAAGGUUACUAUAGCCAAAAUCCCCAGAGCAAAGAAGAAGUAUGUGACAAGAGUGUGUGGCCUUGCAACUUUUGAAAUCGAUCUUAAAGAAGCACAAAGAUUUUUUGCUCAGAAAUUCUCCUGUGGUGCCUCAGUAACAGGAGAGGAUGAAAUCAUCAUUCAGGGGGACUUUACGGAUGACAUCAUUGAGGUCAUUCAGGAAAAAUGGCCUGAGGUGGAUGACGACAGCAUUGAAGACCUUGGAGAAGUAAAGAAGUGAAAACUUGUAUUUUAAUGAUCUGAACUGAGAGUUGAUAUGUCCAAAGGAAGAGGGGCCUUUUAGAGAUAUAUAUUUAUCCUACAGUAAACCUGUAGACUCCUCUCAUCCUUGGCAUUUUCACUGUCUGUACAAGGCUGCUUGGUUUUUUAUUGCCAAAGUCUAGUAAAACAAGGAGACCGUCAUGCUAAUGCAUGGACCAGAAUUUAGUCAAAUAAAAAUUUUUGGUCAUUUGGUACUGACUUUUUCUCUUUUUAACUUUUUAUUUUGGAAAAACUCUAUAGACUUUUUUCCUCAGUGCUGGGGAUUGAACCCCGGGCCUUGUGCAUAUCAGGCAAGAGCUCCAUCACUGAGAUAACACUCCAAGUCACAACACUUUUUGAUUUUUUUGUGGGAAGCAUUUCUGCUGGUUAUCUUACUGAUCGAAAGCUGAGUGAAUUUUAAGAAAAGUUUGAAUUCAGCUUUCUUACCAGUAAUAUGCCUUGUUGGUGUGAUAGUUUCAAGAUGGGUGAUAAAUCUAAUAGAUUUUAUGGUUGAAUUUGCUUCUUUAUUACCAACAAAGUCCACUUUGUGGUCUACCAACAGUGUUGGUAGGAUUUGUUCAAGCUAUUACAGAGAUUAUUUAGUGUAAAGUACAUUAAAAGCCUUAAAACCAUGUGUACUGUUUGACCCGGUAAGCCACUUCUUAGACACUGUCCUAAAGUAAUGAUCAAUCUUGCAUAAAAUUUAUGGAUGAUGGUGUUUGUUACAAUGUUAUCCAUAAUACCAAAAAUUGUGAGUGAUACAAAUGAACAGUGGGGAAAUGGUUCAAGAAGUGAUAGUACAUUGCGUCCUAAAAUAUUAUACAUAUGUGUAAAGCUUACCUUUUUCCAAGAACACUUAGAGACGUGUUUGGUGAUGUUAAAGGGGGGCGACCCCCAAAUCUGUUUAAGAUGCUCAUUAUCAUUGCUGUGAGUGAAAAGCCAUUCAGGGAGCCUGGGAGUUCUUGUUUUGGCUGUACAUUCUGUGAGUAAAAUUUUGCUAACCAGUUUAAAAUGUGAAUCCAUGCUCAACAUGUCAUCUAGGAAAUAACAAUUGAAACAUCUUCCUCAUAAGGGAGAAAUGAAUCAAUUAGGUCAAUUUAAACUUUGCUUUAAGUCAGGUACUGCAGAUUGAAAAGAUUUGUAGUGUUAAAAAUUGCUUUAGACUGGCUUGCAGACUGGUUCAUGUGGUAGAGCGCCUGCCUAGCAAGCAAGCCCUGAGUUCAAACUCCAUACCUCCAAAAAAAAAAAAAAAUUGAUAUAGACA